This is a messenger RNA of Andrographis paniculata, 990 nucleotides long. RefSeq lists its product as uncharacterized. The coding region runs from base 1 to 990 and encodes 329 amino acids. The record is from RefSeq and is a predicted model, not a curated record. The transcript is spliced from 3 exons. Lineage: Eukaryota; Viridiplantae; Streptophyta; Magnoliopsida; Lamiales; Acanthaceae.
AUGGAUAUGAAGUGCAAGUUCCUCGAAAGGUUCUUUCCCACAUCUCGGGCUGCUAAUUUACGAAAAGAGAUUUAUGGCAUCAAACAAGCAUCAGGGGAGUCUUUAUAUGAGUAUUGGGAUAGAUUUAACAAGUUAAUUGCUAGAUGUCUGCAACAUCAGAUUUCUGAGCAACUUCUGAUUCAAUAUUUCUAUGAAGGACUAACUUCUAUUGGCAGGAGGAUAAUCGAUGCUACCAGUGGAGGAGAUCUCAUGAAGAAGACUGCGGUAGAAGCUUGGGAAUUGUUGAACGAUAUGGCUAUGAACUCUCAACAAUUUGGGCCAAGGGAUGUCAUGGGAUUGAAAGAAGUUGCCGAGGAUUUGCACAAUGAAGGGCUUAUGGUCCCUAUUCAAAGACAUACAAUCCAGGAUGGCGAGACAACCCCAAUUUUCGAUAAUGGAAUCAGAAUCAGCAAUCCUUUGGACAAUAGCAACCACCGGGUUUUCAACCAUAUACACAGCAUCAACCACAAAGGACCAUGUCCCAAGCUCAUGUUCCUGCAAGAGACGAGAUUGAGUAUUAAAAAUUUGGAAGAUCAAAUGUCUCAAGUUGUGAAAGAGGUACGGGAUAUGAAAGAGAGGGAGAAAGGCAAGCUACUGGCUCAAACCCACAUGAACCCGAGCAAUGUUAGUUCAAUGGUCUUGCGAAGUGGUAAGGAGCUUGAAGGUCCGAAGGUUGUUGCACAAAAAGAGAAAGCUGAAGAGGAGAUUGAGAAUGAGAUUAAGCAAGAAGCGAACAAGUCAACUGAUCAGGUGAAUUCUAAACCUCCUAUUCAAUCUAAUUCUAAUGUUGCUUCAUUUUCUCACAGAUUAGUGAAACCAGCUAAAAGCGAUAAAGACAAGGAGAUCAUGGAGAUGUUUAAGAAGGUGGAGCUAACAAUUCCUUUGCUCGAUGCAAUUAAGCAAGUCCUCUGUUAUGCAAAAUUCCUGAAGGAGUUGUGUAUUAAGAAGUAG